This is a messenger RNA of Penicillium egyptiacum, 1311 nucleotides long. NCBI's taxonomy places the organism in Eukaryota, Fungi, Ascomycota, Eurotiomycetes, Eurotiales, Aspergillaceae. The record is from the annotation of a GenBank genome assembly.
AUGGCUGAAAGUCUUUCUUACCCCGAACAUCAUGUUGGGCGUAGCUUCCUCGAGGAUCUGCCUCAACCAAUUAAGAGGUAUCGAUAUCAAGGGAAGGAGCACUUCCUUCGCACUAGAUAUCUUGAGCUUGAUCGUUUCGAGUGUUCAAAACAUGACACAUCAGAGUACAUCCUAUUUGAUAUCGACGCUGAUACCCUCAAAAAGGAUUUCCUCGAUCCUGGCAUCGAGGAUAAUUCCUUUACUUUCGACUCUUUCGAUACAGAGGAAAAUCUCCUUUUGAUCAAGAUGGAAACCAGGGAGCAUGGGCAAGCGAUCCAGGAGUUUGGUUAUACAAUUAUGCGCCAGCUAGAUGAUAUGGGGCUUCGAACGACGGUGGAGAAGUUCACAACAACAAUCCAAGCCCCAGCUGGCACAGGCAAAAGACCCGACAAUGGAUGGGGCCCAACGAGGCAACGUGGUGAUGACCGCCAUAGGCCGACUGUUGAUCUUGAAGUUGGGGUGUCGGAAUCGCAGGCAAAACUUGAGCGCGACGCAACCUUUCUGUUGGAUCCACAGAGGGGCAACGCCAAUAUAGCCUUAACCAUCAAGUUAAAUCGAACAAGAGCCCAGAUGACCCUUGACAAGUACGAAUGGGACGCCCCCAACGGACGCAUCAACAGGCUCCAGCGGAUCCAAAUUGCCGAGGAUCCUAGCGGAGAGGAGGUGACCGUUAAUAACGCGCCGUUGAUCAUCCCAUUCGAACAACUGAUGGAACGACCCAGAUCUUCCCCCGCCGAGAAAGGCAUCACAGUCGGCGUGGAAGACCUGAAGGCAAUCGCGGACAGUAUAUGGCGUGUCCAACAUUCUCUUUCCAAUGGCCGCAUUCUCUGUCCCGGUUUAUGGGGUAGUUUUGUCUCUACGCUGGUAGUCGAGGAUGACCAUACCGCGCACGUCGGCUGGGACAAUGACGAACCGGUUCUUCGGGUUCAAGCGACAGGAGUAAUAGUGGAUUUGAAGAAUCGAAUGGUCCUCCCUGGGUUUGUUGAUGGCCAUGUGCACAUCCUCAAUUUCGGUAUGUCCCUGCAGAAACACGACCUUCUGUCUUGUAAGGACCUUGCAGAUAUCCGAAAUUCCAUCACUGCCUAUGCAGAAACCCACCCAUCGGAUCCACGCAUUCUGUGCCGAGGCUCGGUCCCGUCGGUUACGGAUGGCAACGCUCUUGCAACAGUCUUAGACGACCUAGAUCCGCGACCUAUCUACAUCGAGUCAUUGGACCUCCACUCAACGUGGUGCAACAACGCAGCCCUCAAGGAGCUAGAGGCUGACUGCUGA